This is a messenger RNA of Rotaria sordida, 723 nucleotides long. The record is from the annotation of a GenBank genome assembly. NCBI's taxonomy places the organism in Eukaryota, Metazoa, Rotifera, Eurotatoria, Philodinida, Philodinidae.
AUGGGCUCACCAUUUACAAUGACAUUAGCUAAUAUCUAUAUGUAUGAAUGGGAACAAUCAUUAAUUCAACAUCAACAAAUAAGGAAUGAACUCUACGACCGAUAUAUUGAUGAUAUUUUCAUGACUUCCAAUGAAUCUAUUGAAAACAUUAAAGCAUUACUUGAUCAAGCAAAUGAAAAAGAUCCAAAUAUUCGAAUUAACUAUAUGAUACAUGAAUCGGUAGAAUUUCUUGAUGUUCUUAUCGAAAAUGUGGAAGGAAAGUUGACCACACCGGUCUUUCGUAAGCCAGCUGCUGAACCAUAUAUACAUCCAUAUACAUCUGAUCAUCCACGGCAUAUUCAUUCAAAUACAAUUAAUACAGCCUUACUACGUGGCAUUCGUAUUUGUUCAGAUGUUCAUACAUUUGAUCAUGAAAGAUUGAAAAUUGAAAUGGCCUUACUUCUUAAUGGAUAUCCACCGAAAUUUAUCAAACGCAUGGUAGCUCUAGAACAACUGAUGCUAAUGCAAGAUGAAAUCGAGCAAUCACAACAAAUCAGAGCAGUUGCAGAUUGGGAUCAAGAAAAACUAAACGAAAUGAAUGAAAGAAAAAACUGGGCACAAAAGCAACUAAAUGAUUUUGAAAGCACUCCAACAACGGAACAAGAUCACCUCGUUGAAGAUGAAAUCGAACAAUUAAGACAAAUCGAUGCUGUCCAAAAAAUACAACAGGAAAAACGUAUGUAA